Molecule: messenger RNA, 1672 nt
Organism: Nylanderia fulva
Lineage: Eukaryota; Metazoa; Arthropoda; Insecta; Hymenoptera; Formicidae
Product: Ornithine aminotransferase precursor
Cellular component (GO): cytoplasm
Molecular function (GO): L-ornithine transaminase activity; pyridoxal phosphate binding; identical protein binding
Source: RefSeq, a predicted model, not a curated record
AAAAAAAUUAACACAUUUGUUCAUUCGUUAACAUUAAUUUGACCGAAAAUUUUAUUGCAAAUAAAAGAUGAUUUAACAAAUCAAUCUUCUUUAAACACUCUUAAUCACCUCCCGAAGUAUUGCGGUCGAUUUUCUGGACACACUGUAUAUUAAUGUUAUUCUUCAGUACACACUCUACAGUACAAUUAAGAUAAAUAAACAUUGAACUUGCACGCAGAAGACGAACACAAUAUUAUUCGUCAGAGUCUGAUUAGAACCGCUAAAGUAAGUUUGUUCAUUUUGUCGCCUCUUAACAAGCAAUAAGUACUUCAAUAUAUCUUUCAAUGGAUUUAUUAGCGAGAAUGGCGCUGCUAAAUAUCAAAGGAUCGUCAAGAAUGCUAUUAUCCUCUCGACCUCGGCGCAUUAUUCAAUAUCGCAGAAACCUUAGCUCUCAAGAAAUAUUUGAACGCGAAUCAAAGUAUGGGGCACAUAAUUAUCAUCCGCUUCCCGUGGCCCUGUGCAAAGCUCAAGGUGUUUUUAUAUGGGAUGUCGAGGGUAAACGGUAUUUCGAUUUUCUAAGUGCUUAUUCAGCAGUCAAUCAAGGCCACUGUCAUCCAAGAAUCUACAAAGCGAUGAUCGAUCAAGCCAAGACAUUAACUCUGACAUCUAGAGCGUUUUAUUCCGAUAUUUUGGGUGAAUUCGAAGAAUAUAUUACGAAACUUUUCGGAUAUGACAAGUGGCUUCCAAUGAAUACGGGCGUGGAAGGUGGGGAAACGGCAUGCAAGUUGGCACGGAAAUGGGGAUAUUCUUGUAAAGGAAUACCGUCGAAUCAAGCCAAAAUCGUAUUUGCGGAAGGCAAUUUUUGGGGAAGAACCAUGAGCGCCGUCUCCUCAAGUACCGAUCCGACUAGUUAUAGUGGUUUUGGGCCAUUCAUGCCGGGUUUUGAGAUUGUUCCUUACGAUGAUUUAUUUGCGCUCGAACGAAUCUUUGCUGAUCCGAACAUCUGCGCCUUCAUGGUAGAGCCUAUCCAAGGUGAAGCUGGCGUUGUGGUUCCUAAGGAUGGCUAUCUGAGUGGAAUUAGAGAGCUCUGUACAAGACAUAAUGUCCUAUGGAUCGCGGACGAAGUGCAGACCGGUUUGGCGAGGACGGGGAAGCGAGUCGCCGUUGAUCAUGAGAAUGUGAAGCCGGACAUCCUGAUUCUCGGUAAAGCCUUGUCCGGAGGAUUCUAUCCAGUUUCCGGUGUGUUGGCGAAUGAUCCCGUCAUGCUCACCAUUAAACCCGGCGAACAUGGAUCCACGUAUGGUGGAAAUCCCCUGGGAUGCAGGAUUGCUCACGAAGCGCUUCGCGUUCUGGAAGAAGAGAAGCUUGCUGAGAACGCAGAAAGACUCGGUCACGUGUUCAGGGACGAACUGAACAAACUACCGAGAGACGUGAUCACUCUGGUGAGGGGAAAAGGUCUUUUGAACGCCAUCGUCAUCGAUAAAAAGAUCGAUGCAAUGGAUGUGUGCUUGAAACUGAAGAAACGCAGACUUUUAGCAAAACCAACACAUGGACACAUCAUUCGUUUGGCACCGCCAUUGAUUAUCACAGAGGAACAAAUACACGAAUGCGCAGAUAUUAUUUCUAAGACCAUUCUUUCGUAUAUUUAAUGAAAAUAUAUAUUUGGUAUUAAUUUCAAAUUGAUUUUGGACAA